CUCCUAAACAGAAACUAAAAGUCUGUCAGAGUAAGAAGAGACACAUCUUGUUAGUUCUUGGUAAACAGCAAAACUUCCAGUUCACCGGGUCUUUCUUAACUACAAAACAGAGCCCCUGCCGAACGCAGUCGGAAGUGCACCCGGUGUUUUGUAACUACACAGCCGAGCCAAACACUGACAUGGCUGCUGCCAGCAGUUUGCUAUCUGAAGAUCAGUUUUUGUGUUCCAUCUGUCUGGAUGUGUUCACUGAUCCAGUCAGCACACCAUGUGGACACAACUUCUGCAAAAAUUGCAUCACUAAACACUGGAACAUUAAUGCUCCUGAGUGUCCCAUUUGUAAAAAGGUUUUCAACAAAAGACCUGAGCUGCUGGUCAAUACCUUUGUCUCUGAGAUGGUUGUUCACUUUAGACAGUCAGCUCAACAGAGAGCCAGCAGCAGCUCAGAGCAACAAGCUGCCAAACCAGGAGAAAUUCCCUGUGACGUCUGCACUGGAACUAAACUGAAGGCCCUGAAGUCCUGCCUUGUGUGUCUGGUUUCCUACUGUGAGACUCACCUGGAGCCUCAUCUGACAGCGACAGGUCUGAAAAGACAUCAGCUGAUUGACCCUGUGAGGCACCUGGAAGGCAGGUUGUGUACAAAGCACGAUAAACAGCUGGAGCUGUUCUGCAAGGAUGACCAGACAUGUGUCUGCAUGCUCUGCACAAUUUCAGACCACAAGGCACAUGAUAUUGUUCCUCUUAAAGAAGAAUAUGAAGGAAAAAAGGUAGAGCUUGGGAAGACAGAGGUUGAACUUCAGCAGAUGAUCCAGGAGAGACAACUGAAGAUUCAAGAGAUCCAACAUUCAGUCGAGGUCAGCAGGGAAAGUGCAGACAGAGAGAAAGCAGUUAGUGUUCAUGUCUUCACCAAGCUGAAGGAGGCUAUUGAGAGAAACCAGGUCAAAGUCUCUGAGAUGAUUGAAGAGAAGCACAAAACAACAAAGAAACAGGCUGAUGGCCUCAUCAAGGAGCUGGAACAGGAAAUCUCUGCUCUGAAGAAGAGAAGUGCUGAGCUGAAGCAGCGCUUACACUCUGAAGACCACCUUAACCUCCUCCAAAACUUCCCCUCCCUGAAUGCUGCUCCACAAACCAAAGACUGGAAAGAGAGCAGAAUCUGUCUACCUUCAUAUGAGGGGAAUGUGAGAACAGCUGUUGUUAAGAUGUUGGAGAUACUUAAACAUGAGAUGGAGAAGCUAUUCCCAAAGGCUGAGCUCAAGACGGUCCAGCAGUCUGCAGUGGAUGUAACACUUGAUCCUGAUACAGCAAAUCCCAAACUCAUCCUGUCUGAAGAUGGUAAACAAGUCCAUCACAGUGCUGUAAAGAAGGAUCUCCCAGAUAACCCAGAGAGAUUUUCUCAUUGUACCUGUGUCUUAGGAAAGCAGAUUGAUUCUUCAGGAAGAUUUUACUUUGAGGUUCAGGUUAAAGGGAAGACUGAUUGGGUUGUAGGAGUUGCCAGAGAGUCAAUCAACAGAAAGGGGUUUAUCACUAUUAACUCUAAGAACAGUUGCUGGACUGUAUGUUUGAGGAAUGAUAAUGUGUACUGUGCUCUCGCUGACCCUCCAGUCUGUCUCUUUUUGAAGUCGAAGCCUGAGAAGGUGGGGGUGUUUGUGGAUUAUGAGGAGGGUCUGGUCUCCUUCUAUGAUGUGGAUGCUGCAAAUUUCAUCCAUGCCUUUACCGGCUGCUCCUUCACCGAAAAAGUCCUCCCGUUCUUCAACCCCUGUUUUAAUCAGGGUGGUAAGAACUCCGCCCCUCUGAUCAUCUGUCCCGUCAACCCUACUUAGUAGAAUAACUGUUUGCUUUUCUGGAAAAGACAGAGUUCUUGUAAGUGUAGCAAAUAUCCAUAUAGUGGUACAGAGUUUUUCAUUCAUUCAUUCAUUCAUUAUAAUUAAUGUGGAUUUUACCAUCUUUAUGAUACAUUACAUUGCUACUGACUACUGCAAUACAAUGAUUUGAUAACAAAUAAUGGAAUUGAUAAUGUAGUUUAAUCUAUAGCUGUCUUUAAAUGUCAAAACACUAGAUUCCAGUAUAAGCUUUGAUGUUUUUCUUAUGUAUAUAUUGCAGAAUUAACUUAUGUUGUUUGGCAUACUUUUUGACCUCUGUUUUUACCUACUUGUCCAAGCAUCAUCUUUGUGAUUUUAUGAAAAUUAUUCAAAUUAAGAUUUAACAGCAGGUGAACGGUUAUGUCUUUGGGUUUGUGCUUGUGUCAAGUUUAACAUCGGUUUUCAUUGAAAAAGAACACCAAUGUAGAUAAUAAUAUGAUGAAGUUUUUUCAAAUGUUUUGGGACAUUUAUUAAAUUGCUGAUGUUUAACUUCUCAUUUGAACAUUUUAAGGAGUUUGUAAAAUUUCAAACAUUAAAACUGCAUGCCUCAAAAGGA
This is a messenger RNA of Dicentrarchus labrax (European seabass), 2412 nucleotides long. Its product is annotated as E3 ubiquitin-protein ligase TRIM21-like. Lineage: Eukaryota; Metazoa; Chordata; Actinopteri; Moronidae. The transcript is spliced from 3 exons. Bases 180 to 1817 code for a protein of 545 amino acids. The record is from RefSeq and is a predicted model, not a curated record. Gene Ontology annotation, molecular function: zinc ion binding; protein binding.